AUGUUCCACGAGACUCUGGACCAUGAACAUUCGCCGUUUCUCAAGAUGAUGGAUUGGACAAAGGUACUGAAAAGAGAGACCGUUUUUUCCUAUACAUUUUUUUUUAAAGAAGUAUGGAUCGGUUUACGGGAUCACAGAAGGUCCGCAGAAGACGUUGGUGAUUUCGGAGCCGGAGUUGGUCAACGAGAUAUUCGUAAAACAGUUUGACAACUUUUACGGUCGGAAAUCGAGGCCGAUCUUCGGCGAUGCGGAGAAGGACAAACGGACCCACAUGUUUGCGGCACAGGGAAAACGCUGGAAACGUCUACGCACGCUGUCCUCGCCCAGUUUCUCGAACAAUUCGCUUCGGAAAGUGAAGAGUACGGUACAAGAGUGCGUGUCCGAGAUUAUGUGGCACAUCGAGCAGAAAGUGGAGAAGCGGGAGGACAUUGACAUGUUGCAGUGAGUGUUGUACAAGUUCUCGAAUAGCUUUCAUUACUUUUAUUCAGGUUUUAUCAAGAAUAUACACUGGGAGUGAUCUGUCGAGUCGCUUUUGGGCUUACCGAGUCACAAAUGUUCAAGAAUCCGUUGUUGGCAAAGGUGCAAGAAGUGAGUUUUUCAGAAGGGCUCUUUUUAAAUGCGCUCAAGUCAACUUUUCAGGUGUUCUACGGCUCGCGCAACGUCUUCUUCCUCACCGGCGUCUUUCCGCCGCUCGCCAGCUUCGUCCGCCGCAUCCACAAGUAUCUGCCAGAGGAUUUUGCGCCCUCGUUCCGAAUCUUCGGGCUCAUUGAGCAGGGCCUGGUGAGACGGAUCAAACAAAGAGAAGCGGAUGCGCAGAAGGGAAUUGAGCCCGGCGAGCCGCAAGAUUUCAUCGAUCUCUUCCUGGACGCGCGCACCGAUUCCGCCCAUUUCGGCGAGACCAAUGAGGAUUUCUCGAAGACGAACGCCGUAAAAGUGCAAAAACAGUUGACGGCCGACGAGAUCAUCGGACAAUGUUUCGUGUUCCUCCUCGCCGGCUUCGACACCACCGCACUUUCGCUGUCCUACGCCACGUAUCUGCUCGCCACGCAUCCGGAAAUCCAACACAAGCUGCAAGAAGAGGUGGAUCGGGAGUGUCCGGACCCGGAUAUCACUUUCGAUCAACUGGCGAAACUAAAGUACAUGGAACUCGUCAUGAAAGAGAGCCUCCGACUCUACCCGCUAGCUACUACGUAUGUUUGAUCUUCGAUCGCUUAGCAGGUGCAACUAUUUUUGCUAAUAUUUUCAGUGCCAACACUCGAAAAUGUAUGCGAGAGACGACGAUCAACGGGUUGACGAUCGAGGAGGGCGUGCAUGUGCAGGUGGACACGUGGACGAUGCACCAUAAUCCCAGGAUCUGGGGAGAGGACGUCGAGGAGUUCAAGCCCGAGAGGUUCGACUAUUGUCGCUUCUAUUUGAGUAUUUGCAAUUAAACGUUUGAUUUCAGAUGGCUCGACCCGAAAACAGAGCGUCUGGAGCACACAGGAGCCUACAUCCCGUUCGGCUCGGGACCACGUCAGUGCAUCGGAAUGCGUCUGGCGCAGAUGGAGCAAAAGUCGCUGUUGGCUCAAAUCCUCCGACAAUACACGUUCAAAACGACGGCCAGCACUCAAAUCCCGUUGAAACUCGUCGGCAAACUGACCGUGUCUCCCGAGAGUGUCUACGUGCGCGUCGAGCCCAGGGAUGUUUAA
Messenger RNA from Caenorhabditis sp. 36 PRJEB53466, 1688 nucleotides. Lineage: Eukaryota; Metazoa; Nematoda; Chromadorea; Rhabditida; Rhabditidae. The record is from the annotation of a GenBank genome assembly.